GGCAGCUGGGCCGAAGCAUCGUCCUUCGCAACCGCCGCAGGAAACGGUGAUGAAUAAUUGUUCAGAUUCAGAUGUCUCGUCCUCCAAGGCUUCGGUGUCUUCUUCCAACUCUACAGCUGCCUCCACAGAACCACCAACUGGAAAUUUGGAUCGUUUUCUCCAGUCGACAACUCCGAUCGUCCCUGCUUCGUACUUUCGCAAGAUGACCAUGAGGGGGUGGAGGAGUCGCAACGUUAUGGAGCCUCAGCAUCCGUAUUUCACCCUUGGGGAUCUGUGGGAUUCGUUUAAGGAGUGGAGCGCUUAUGGCGCUGGAGUGCCGUUGGUGUUGAACGAGAGCGACUCGGUUGUGCAGUACUAUGUGCCGUACCUCUCGGCUAUUCAACUGUUCGUUAAUCCAUCGAAGCCGUCAUUGAUAUUGAGGCGAGCUGGUGACGAAAGUGAUGGGGAACCUUACCUGGAUACAAGUAGCGAAGGUAGCAGCGAGAGCGAAGGGACGAGGCGGCUUGUGAGGGAUGGACAGUCCGUUGGAAGUGUAAACAGCAGUUCUUCAGUCCUUCCAGUAUUCGAGUAUUUGGAGAGAGAUCCACCUCAUGGUCGGGAACCUCUUGCUGAUAAGAUUUCAUCACUUGCGACUAAAUUUCCUGAUUUGAAGACAUACAAAAGCUGCGAUCUGCUUCCUUCAAGUUGGAUGUCCGUCGCCUGGUAUCCGAUAUAUAGGAUUCCUACAGGGCCUACAUUGCAAGAUUUGGAUGCGUGUUUUCUGACCUUUCACUUGCUUUCGACUUCAGUAAAAAGUGUUGGCAAUUGGUAUCCAGAACCUAUGGGUCCAUGCAUCAUCAAGAAAACAAACGGCAAGAACUUUGCCGGCGACCGGCUAUCCAUACCAAUCUUUGGCCUUGCUUCAUACAAGUUCCGAAGCUCCAUAUGGACUCCCAAUGCCCUCCACGAUUGUCAGCUGGCGACCUCGCUGCUCCAAACUGCAGACAAUUGGCUCUACCUUCUCCAAGUAAACCAUCCAGACUUCAUGUUCUUCUGCCACUCCAACAAAUUCAGGAGAUGAUUUUAUAGAUUUUUUUUUUUUUACAAAUUUCUGUUUAAUCUAAGAGAGUGGCCGAUUUUCAAUGUUUUGACGGCGAUUAUCUUGACUUGGACGCGGCAGUUUUUUUCGUUCGAAAUAGGUUUGGCCGGCGAAUUUUGCCCGGUGAUGUCGGUUUCAUGAGGACUGAAGAAGGAAGGCUGCUCUCUCUGACAGAGAACUAAGGUUAGUGACUAAUAGAAUUAAUGGUAGGAGACUGAUUUCUGUUGAUGUGGUUGUGAUAGCCACAGAGAUGGAUAGUUUUUUGUGAUGAUGAUGAGUGCUCCAAAGGAGCAGGUAUUUAGUGUAUUAAAAUUCUUCAAAAAAAAAUGAAGGAAAAAUAUUAUAUUGUUGAUAUUUUGUGUUGUUUUUUGUUAUUCACUUUGGGGCUGUUUGAUUUGCCGAAAGAGGAAUAGAUUG
This is a messenger RNA of Phalaenopsis equestris, 1495 nucleotides long. RefSeq lists its product as uncharacterized. The record is from RefSeq and is a predicted model, not a curated record. The coding region runs from base 50 to 1060 and encodes 336 amino acids. Lineage: Eukaryota; Viridiplantae; Streptophyta; Magnoliopsida; Asparagales; Orchidaceae. The transcript is spliced from 6 exons.